CGAAGAGACGCCAACGCGGUUCGCGUGGCAUUUCGAGCAUCUUCAGUGAGUGCGUGAGAAGGAAAGCUUCGGACGACAUCGGAAGGUCACUUUGAGCGUGCCAUUUGGCGUGGUGCGCGUAAGUAGACUGUAAGUGGCAUUGCAUUUGGAGCCGCUCAAUCUCGUGACACUCACAUGCUUUCAUAUGCACGGCAUGGAGGUGAAGGCCGCGUUGCUGGUGUGAGCGCGCGAUGAGUGUUGGUCUGAGGCAGCCGCGCCGCGCCGCGCCGCGCCGCGCCUCACUUUGUGGCUCAGCAAGAGCGAUUUGUUGGCGUCAGGCUGGCAGCGGCAUUCCCAUCUCACUUUCAACCAGAACACUUCCGCUUCCACACACUCGACCUCUGCGAUCAAACAUCAUGCUCGUCGAGUCACAACAACAUCGCCGCCCCCGGAAUCAUCAGUAACAUGGCUAACUCGGUGGUCUGCCCCUUCUGUGGCUCGUUCACAAGCACCGACUACGACGUUCAACUACACAUCGAAGAAUACCACACGGAGCAUUCUCCAUUCGUUGUUCAAGAUGGAGAAGCUUCCAGGCCGUCAAGCUCAACAGAUGCUUCUCGAGGCAGUCGCACCAGCGACUCGAUGCCCGGAGACACGUGGACAAAGUGUGCGAGGCCUGGAUGUGGCGAGCAUGUUCUGCUGUCAGAAGUUGAUGAACACCUGAGCUUCCAUGCAGUGGCCGCCUUGUCCGAGCAAGAGGCCGAGGGACUGCGACCUCCAUUACCUCCUCGAAGAAGUCCGGGCAGAUCUCGAAGUCCUCCACGCAGAACGAUGGGCAACAGAUUGUCUGCCGAACAUGCCGCCAAUCCAUCACGUAGUCCGCGCAAAGUCACGAGUCGUCCAAUGCCUGGCCGAGCUAGCCCAGAACCACGCAGUCACUCCCGUACAGCUAGCAUUCUCAGCUAUUUCUCCGGCACAUCCACUCACACUUCACGAGCCAAGUCAAGCGUUCAUAAGCUUCAGGACCCAGACAACCCAAUUAGACUCGGCAAGCGAGAGCUUGGUCCUUAUGCGUUCGAAAAGAGCAUGCCCUCUCAAAAUGAGACAGCAGGACUCAUUCCACUUAUUGCAGACCUGUGUACACUCGACUCAAACACAACAGCGGCAUACCUCUGUCAUCCAUGCACAAAGCACAUCCGGAAGAUUCGUUGCGACGGCAACUUUUGCGGCUACUGGAACAUUCAGGUCGCCAUGACAUACAUCCAGCACAUGAACCCGACUGGUCCUCAGGAGUUGCCCGAUGUCAUGAGAAUUCAAGAUACUAUCGAGCAAGCUUGGGACAACGGCAAAUGUCCAUACGGACGGCUCGAGACCGGUGGUAUACGCAAUACUCGGAAGUGGAUCGGUACAAAUGAAGCGCUUGCUUUCUUCCAGCAGAUCAAUAUCAGAGUCGAGGCACUAUCAUUCAAGGACUCAGACGAAGAUGAUGGAAGUAGUGCCGUGGAAGGGCUUCUAGACUAUGUCGAAGCCUACUUCAUGAGCGGUAUCGACACCGCUGAAAGCAAUCGCAAUGCCCAUAUUACAACCUUGGCCCCGAUCUACUUCCAACGCUUCGGCCAUUCCAUGAGCAUAGUCGGGAUCGAAAGACGGAAAGAUGGCUCCCGGAACCUACUCAUGUUCGACUCGUCCUUCGGCACAUCGCUACCAGUACAGAGACUGCUUGCCGAUCGUAAUGCACGCGUGUCAGUUGAGAACGCCUUGAGAGCAUACAGAAGAUCAGAUCUGUCUCUAACUCGAUGGGACGAGUUCGAAAUACUUGUGCCACAUCCUGGUCCUGUCAGUAGGUCUAGACAGCUCGGGUCGGACAAUAAGAGGCGGGCAUACGUUUCGAAAGCAGAGGAUGAAUGAGCAAUAUCUCCGCCCAAGGUUUCUCACAGCAAGCCGUGCUUACCUAUUCUGGGUGUCUACAUUCAUGCGGAUUUUCUCAGGGCUUGGUGCUUCACUAAAUGCUGAAGCAUGGCAACUAGAAGUAGAUGCUUCAAUGCGUGAUAGAGUGAAGUGACAAUCGGCUUCCGAAAGGC
Messenger RNA from Pseudocercospora fijiensis CIRAD86, 2060 nucleotides. RefSeq lists its product as uncharacterized. Bases 445 to 1887 code for a protein of 480 amino acids. The record is from RefSeq and is a predicted model, not a curated record. Lineage: Eukaryota; Fungi; Ascomycota; Dothideomycetes; Mycosphaerellales; Mycosphaerellaceae. The transcript has 3 exons.